Molecule: messenger RNA, 3011 nt
Organism: Mercenaria mercenaria
Lineage: Eukaryota; Metazoa; Mollusca; Bivalvia; Venerida; Veneridae
Exons: 2
Coding region: 287-2527 (746 amino acids)
Biological process (GO): signal transduction
Source: RefSeq, a predicted model, not a curated record
GUGAUCGCCCUGACGUCACGCAUCAACACCUGUUUAUCUGGUGGUGGGUAAAACAAAAUAUUUUUACAUCGUUUGUGUAUGGGAUCGGACUUUUCAACUUUUAACAACUUCUACGUUCAUUUAUGGAUUUUAAAAAUUCAAAAAGUUUUGAAAUGCUUACGAUUUUCAUAUUUUCUUAUUCAAAUAUCUUUUGAAAAUGAAUAAACGUUUUAAAUGACAUAUGAUUUUAAUAGCGGCGUAGCGAUGCUCCAAACUUUCAGAAAAAACACUAUUGCCAUACCUAAUUAUGAAGAUUUUCGAAGCGCUUUUGGUGAAAGCCUGUGUACCGCUUUCUUUCAUCCUGUUAGUUCUAUGGUCGCACGACGGUGCACAUGAUAAAACGACUGUAAACGUUUUAUUUACAUUAGUUAUCACUUACACAUGGUGGUGGCUUUUUGCCGGACAUAAACGUGCAAACAGAAGUUAUGAUACUAAUAGCCUGGGACAUUCGCGCGAACUACUGAAUGUAAUGUUCAUAGCCAACUUUAUCGUUAUCUACAGAGUUUUGGGAAAUGAACAUCAAAGGAGAUUUAUCAUUGAUCAUGCGAUCCCGUUUAUGGACUUGAUUUCCGUAUACAAUUGCAUAAAGCAUGAGUUAUUGUGUGUUCUUUAUUUUUCAUAUAACUAUGCAAGGUACGUGGGAAUAACACCUAGUAAAGGAAUAAUCCUUCUUGUGUAUUUGUUCAUUCAUGCAGUCUUUUUACUCGUGAUUUUAGAAUUUCUUUUAACAACAACUGUAGCUUCGGUUCAUAUAUUUCUUACCGAAAAUUUUUUAUACAGAUAUGACGCUAACCUAACAAAAGAUUACCCGAUGGGGUUUGUAGAUGUAAUUGAAUUAUAUAAAGACGAGAACUACCCUGCAUAUGUAAAAGAAAUUUUUGUUCAGAAUAUGGAGGGAAAGUUCACAUUACAGACCUCAACAAAAGAAAUACAUAAAGAUUCAUCCGGCUCUUAUCUGCCAUAUAAUAAUAGAUCCGUGUUCAGAUACAUCGGUGAAGAUGUUGAAAUAUCUUGCAGUUAUUUAUACAAUAACAGUACUGCUUUUAGAACAAUCUGGAUAAAAAACGGAAAACAACUGGCAAAGAGUAAUAGAUAUAUAUUUAACUUGAAUAUAAGCCGAGAUACAAGUAAUGAAAGUAAACAGUGGUAUUCUGUUAAUUUAAUGUUCCGGAUAAGUUUGCUAAGUAAAUAUGAUUUUGGAAAAUACGAAUGUGUUCUGGUGACUUCUGAAAUACUUCAGACAACUAAUUUAUAUCAGAAUAAAAUGAUUAAAAAAAUGUUAAUAAUAUCUGUAUAUCAUAUCGAAGAAUUGACACCACAAACAAAGAUCAUGUAUAGGGAGGUCGGAAGUCUUAUUUUGUCAGUUGGAUACUUCUACUACCACAUGUUUGAAAACGAUGAUAUAUCUGUAGAAUACACAAUCAAUAACAGACCAAUCCGGGAAGUAUGUGGAGGAUAUAUCACACAAGUAUGCUCGGUAGGUUCUAGAUUACGAAGAUUAUUUGCUACCCGUAACAUUAAUAGCAUUACCGAUGAAGGACUUCCUGAAAUAUCUGCAUAUUCAUACGACGGUUUGGACAUUUAUUCCACACUGGUGAAGUUCUGCAUGUGCAAAAAUGGAUAUGGCAUUCAUCGAGUAUUAUUCCAUAGACGUGUAUACUUAAAAUCGAAAAAUACUCAUAAAAUUCUAGAGUUCCAGCACCCAUAUGCCGUUGUUAUGUUGCCUCAUACCAGAAUGUCAUUGUUUCGUUAUUUUGACGAUGAAUACCUGUAUAAAGAUAUAGAAAAACAUAUUCUAAAUGGUACUGAUUUAGAUAUAAUUGAGCGCAAAAUCAAUGAACUUUUAAAUUUUAUAUCCGCAAACGAAGAAAAGGUGUUUUCCAUCGCAAAUCUUGUACAAAGUUUGGUGUCACUCACGAUCUUAUUUAUCUUCAACUUGCUUUUAAGCAUGUUUAUCAACUUAUAUUUUAGAUGGUUUAUCAAAUUUCCAGUAAGAAGAUAUAUUUAUCAACCUUUACCAUGUAAUCAGCCACAACUUCAUAUUGCGUACCAGGAAUAUGAUUUGAUAGUAUCACAUUCCGAUGCCGAUUUAUUUUUUGUCUCUAGUGUGCUGGUACCAUUUCUGGAAAAUGAGUGCCAUUUACAUGUAUGCUUACCUGAUAGGGAUUUUCACCCAGGUAAAAGUAUUUUUAGACUUUAUGCCGAUGCAUUCAGCAAAAGCCGUAAAAUUAUCGUUGUUUUAUCAUCAGGGUAUCUUGGUGAUACACAAUGUAGCGACCUUCAACUGGAACAUUUGAUCAUGCCGAUGCUUUAUGAAGGAAGAAAAGGCAAGCAUGACGUUCUUUUUAUCAAAUACGAUGAUAGAUGUCGUCUUCCAGAACCACUGCGAUGGAACUUUGAUAUUGAUGUGUUACCCUGGACCGUCGAAACACAAACGGUACUAAAAUUAAAACGUAUUAAGUUAUGGUACUUAACUGGUAAUAUAUGAUAGGCAAGUCUUUAAGUUGGUACACUUCUAUAUUCCACAGUUGUCUUAUUUGUAUGAUAAGACCCAUGAACAAGGUAACGGUUACAGUAUUAUUUGUACUUAUUUUUGUAUGACGAAGCCUAUGAACAGGGUAACUGUAUUAAUAUUUUAAUGUAUUCUUAACAGACAGACUUCUCAGCCUCUGAGUAAGCGUAUGAACAGUCAUAGAUUCACAAUACGAAGCAUUACUGAUCCUAGUUUUUCAUCAAAUGGUGCUAAUUAUUUUAAUUCUGAUAAUCAUUCGUUAGAUGAUUUUUCUUACAUGCCAGCUGAUUUUGUUUAUGAUGAUUUUCACAGACUUUUAAAAGAAACACAAGAUUCACAAACUUGAUACAUUGUAUCCACGAAGUUUAAAUGCCUAUGUGUUUUAUAAAUACUUUGAAUAGAAUGUACUAGAUUUGUUUUACAGUGGAAAAUAUUUGCAUCUUUUUCUCUUUUUGAUCCA